AUGAGAAGGAUUAUGAACAGCCAAGAAGUGUUAGAAAUUUACAAAAAUAUCAUCGAAAAUAGCAACUUACUAGCAAAUGGAUAGGAAUAUUUAGAAAAGAUAAUUGGGCAAGUGUCUAAUUUUUGUACAUAGUCAAUCUUUCUGAUUUCUGAUUUAAGCAUAGACAUUAAAACAAGAAACUAUAUCUCAUCGAUAAUCAAAAAUAUUCUUUAUCAUAAUUGGGAUAGCAAUAAUUUAAUCGCUUAGGAAAAAAAUGCCAUCAGACAAGAAUGCUUAGCAGGAGUUUAAAAAUCAAUAGAUGAUGCCACAAUUUAACAAAACUUAGGAGAUUUGAUUUGCUCUUUCAUUAUCAAAGAUGGAAUAUAAGACUGGAAAGAGCCUUUAAAGCUGCUAAUUCAAUUAACUUUAAGCGAAAAAACUCUUGACUUCUACUGUUUAAUAUUUUCAAAAGUUGAUAACAGAAUCAAUUAGAUUGUUCCCAUCCUCUUUGAGCAUUUGCUUGCUAUUCUUCUUCGAUCAGAAUGUAUAAUCACUCGCCAAAAAUGCCUUAUUUUAUAUUAUCUAGCGAUAUAAACUUUUUCAUUUGCUGAAGAUGUCGAUGAUGAUUUGAUGAGAGAAUGCCUUGAUAAAACAUAUUGCGAGUAUAUCAACUUCUUCAUUCAAAUACUUCACGCAGACGAAAGAAAAUUUUAUCCUAAUUAACUAAUGGUCUUAAAGAUAUUCAAUUCUCUUUUUAAGGAAUUCCCUAACUACACAGAAAAUACCUUUUAAUAGAAAAUUAUUUACUUGCUGAAAUACUUAAAAAAGAUUAUCGAAAUUAACUAUGAAUUUAAUUUACGUCAAACUCCCUCAGUUAGUUUUUUCGUUACAGAUUAAGAAAAAAAUUAAAUUGAAGAACUUUUUGAAAAAUAUCUUUCUCAUGAAAUUGACAUAGAAUACGACAAUGAUAUUUAAUUGUUUGUUAAUGAGUGCAUUAACUUUGUCGAUGUUAUCAUGAAUUAUACAUAUGCUGAAAACAUCUAUACAAUAUUAGCUUUUCCAUUUAUAAACAUAAUCUCUAAUUUAAUAUUUGUGGGAAAGCAAUAGGAAAAUUUAAUUGCUGAUGAUCCAAAUUUAUUUGCUGCAUCAGAACGUGAUAAUGAAGAUGAAGUUAAUAAUAUUAGAAUCAAAACAAUAAAAUGCAUAGAAAAAUUAUUAGAUAAUGAUGCAUUAAAAUAAAUAGUAAUAACUUCCAUCAUCUAAAUAUCUGAGUCUAUGUUUUGUAAUAGAUCUGAAUAACCUCUAUAAAUUAUUUAUCAAGAAUUGUAAACCUAAAAUAACUUAAUUCAAUUAUAGUAACUGGUAGAUAACUGUGAUGCUAACUUGUACAAUGAAUUCAUUAUUUUCAGCAGCUUACAUAAACAAAAGGAAUUACCUGAGUGGAAAGGAAAAGAAAUUUCCCUUUUCUUACUGGGAAGCUUUUAAAAGUAAAUAACUAGCUUUUAUCACUAGAAUACUGGAUACACAUUCUAAUUUAUUAAAAACUUAAUAUAAGAAUUUUCUACCAAAUACUUAGAAAAUGUCUAAAACUAAUUUUUGAUGUGCCGCUAUUAUUAAUGCUUCAGCUAAUUUGCAAAUAUAAUUUGUUAGUGCACUGAAUAUGUUGAUAUUGUAAUGAAAUCUUUGAUAUACACCUUUUCUAAUGAAAGUAGCCAAGCAUUAAAAAUCAUAGCAUUAGCUUGCUUAGCUUCGUCUUGCUAACAUCUUAAAUAGGAAAUAAAUAAUUUUUAAAUUUUCGAUAGCAAUAACUGCAUGUAGAUAGUAAAAAGUAUUUUAUAAGUUAUUUAAGAAUCAUCUGAAGAUAUUUUGCCUCAUAUAUUGAACAGCUUAGUUCCUAUUUUUUCAAACCUAUCAUAAGUAUCAAAUAUGUUCACUGAGAAUGGAAUGUAAAUAAUUAUGAAACUAAUUAAUCACUUUGAAGGAAAAGCAGAUAUAUAAAAAAAAGUUAUAGAUUUUAUUCAUGUUUUAGCUAAAUAUCCUGUUAGCUACUCCAUUUUAUUCCGUGAAUUUGAGUAACAAAUUUUGAACUGCUUUUAAACACUAGAUAACUUCAUUAAAUCUCAUAAUGACAUGACAAAAAUAAAAUAAUAAGAUAUCAAUGUGAUCUAAAAUAGAAUUUAGAUUCUUAAAGUUCUCAUUUAGUUUAAAACUACAAACGAAAUUAUAUUUAAAGACUGUUAAAAUGUUUUACUUAAGUUAUUAUAUAUAAACGAUGAUUUUACUUUGCAAUAAGAAGCUACUUUAUGUCUAAAGCAAAUUAUAAUAUCUUAACCACAAAGUUUAAUUGAAAAUAAAUAAGAUUUGCAAAUGCUUCUUUUAAAGUUGGUUUAGAAUCUUACUAUUUACUAAGAAGCCUUUUCCUAGUUUUUACCUAAUCUUAUAAUUGUUUCAUAUGAUAAAUUAUUAGAAAUAAAUAGAGAAAUUACUGAAAGUAUUUUAGUUCAACUGUCACAAUGCAAGUCUUACUUUAUAAUUAUUACUUUUCUAGUCUUUUUUACUCGUCUGAUAGAAAAAAAUCCUAAAGAAACUCUUCAAUUUUUAAUAAACUUUAGGACUGCAGAUAAUCAAUCUGGUUUAGAAAUCUUUUUUUGUAAAUUGAAUGAAAAUUAUUGGUACAUCAAUAAAGAUUUAAUAAAAAAUUCUAUAUAUUUACCUCUUGCAAAAUUGCUUAUUAUCGAAGAAAAUUUACUUCAAUAAUUUAAAUUUGGAAAUUAAGAAUUAGAGUCUGGAUUCUAGUUUUUCUGUUUCCUCUCCAGAGCUUUGGAAAUUGAAAUGUCUCCUGAUCAGUAUGAAAAUCAUUAAGAAUCUGAAAACUUAUAAUCUCAUUAAGAACUUUAGUAAUGUCUAAUAGAUGAUAUAUGCUAAAUCGGAGAAAAUAAAUUGUUAACUACUACAAAAGAUUUAUUAAUUGAAUUUUUCUAAACAAUGUAUACAAAUGAGAACACAAAAGGAGCAUUUUAAAAAUUUGUUAGCUAGAUGGAUUUUGACGAGAAGAUAGCAAUAGAAAAUGUUAUUAACCAAGUAUAAAACAAGAUCAAUCCUAUUUGA
Messenger RNA from Tetrahymena thermophila SB210, 3087 nucleotides. RefSeq lists its product as hypothetical. Lineage: Eukaryota; Ciliophora; Oligohymenophorea; Hymenostomatida; Tetrahymenidae. The transcript is spliced from 9 exons. The record is from RefSeq and is a predicted model, not a curated record.